Messenger RNA from Hyla sarda, 1356 nucleotides. RefSeq names its product fibulin-5-like. Lineage: Eukaryota; Metazoa; Chordata; Amphibia; Anura; Hylidae. Gene Ontology annotation, biological process: elastic fiber assembly. Gene Ontology annotation, molecular function: calcium ion binding. Bases 5 to 931 code for a protein of 308 amino acids. The transcript is spliced from 6 exons. The record is from RefSeq and is a predicted model, not a curated record.
UUCAAUGGUAAUCCCCAUGAUAAUUGGAUACAAUAUGGCAAUGAAGACUUCCAAUAGCCAAUGUUACUUUGUGUCUUAUUCCGCAGACAUAGACGAAUGCCGCUACGGAUACUGCCAGCAACUAUGCGCCAACGUGCCAGGAUCCUAUUCUUGCACUUGUAACCCGGGGUUUGUGCUGAAUUCAGAUGAAAGGUCGUGCCAAGACGUGGAUGAAUGCACCACGGAGAACCCCUGCGUUCAGAGCUGCGUGAACACAUACGGAUCCUAUCUGUGCCGCUGUGAUCCGGGCUACGAGCUGGAAGAGGACGGCGUCAGCUGCAACGACAUGGACGAGUGCAGCGUCUCCGAAUUCCUCUGUCAGCAUGAAUGUGUCAAUCAGCCCGGAUCUUACUACUGCAGCUGCCCGCCGGGGUACUCCCUGCUGGAUGACGCCAGAACAUGUCAGGACAUUGACGAGUGCGACACGAGGAACAACACCUGCACCGGGCAGCAGACCUGCUUCAAUAUCCCGGGAGGCUAUCACUGCUUAGAUCCUGUGCGCUGCGACGAGCCGUACAUCCAGCUCCAAGACAGCCGGUGUAUGUGUCCCGUGGAGAACCCAACGUGCCGGGACCAGCCCUUCACCAUCGUCCACAGACACAUGGACAUCGUGUCUAACAGCAGAGUCCCCGCGGACAUCUUCCAGAUGCAGGCGACCAGCCGCUACCCCGGAGUCUACUACAUCUUCCAGAUCAAAUCCGGAAAUGAGGGCAGAGAAUUCUACAUGAGGCAAACUGGACCCAUUAGCGCCACCCUGGUGAUGACCCGACCCAUCAAGGGGCCCCGCGACCUGACCCUGGACCUGGAGAUGGUAUCUGUGAACACUGUGGUGAACUUCCGAGGCAGCUCCAUCAUCCGGCUGAGGAUAUUUGUUUCUCCGCACUCCUUCUGAGCCAACACGUCGUCAUCAUCGUCAUCGUCAUCAUCAUCAUCAUCGUCGUCGUCGUCGUCGUGUAGCAGUAUCUCCCCCCUCCUCCAUCCCUGAUGCACAGGCCUUUGUGAACGCUCCCCUAUAGAUCCGCUCCUGUACAUCACCCAGGGUAACGCAGACCGGCCUAGGCCGGGAAAUUGUUCCAAUUUGAAAAAAAAUAAAAUAAAAAUCCGGGGCCACAAUAAUUUGCAGUUAUCAUUUUGCGCACAUCUGCGCCUUAUACGUUGGUCGCGAUCUUUGCAUCAUGGUAAAUAGCGCGGCCCGGGCUCUGCUGCAUCAGGGGAAGGGGAUUUAUUUAAGCAAAUAUACAUUUUGAAUGUUUUUGUUUACUUGGAUAAAGAAAAUGUAAUUUUAACGUUUUGGAUUUUUUUAUUUUAAUUUUUUGC